Macadamia integrifolia is the source of this 537-nucleotide messenger RNA. RefSeq names its product disease resistance protein RPV1-like. The coding region runs from base 1 to 537 and encodes 178 amino acids. Gene Ontology annotation, biological process: signal transduction. Lineage: Eukaryota; Viridiplantae; Streptophyta; Magnoliopsida; Proteales; Proteaceae. The record is from RefSeq and is a predicted model, not a curated record. The transcript has a single exon.
AUGUGUAAACCAAGACAGUUCCUUCUUGAGAGAAAUAGCUCCUUGAACAUCUCAUCUUAUCCUUCCUCCACCUCUACUUCUGCUACCUACACAACUGGAUUUUCUAGUUAUGAUGUAUUCCUAAGCUUUAGGGGUGAAGAUACUCGCAACAACUUCAUUAGCUUCCUUAACUUAGUUCUAAAAGACAGGGGAAUCAAUGUCUUUAUUGAUAGUGAAAAAUUGUGGACUGGAGAAGCUAUUGGCCCAUCUUGUCUUAGAGCGAUUGAGAGAUCCAAAAUCUCAAUCCCUGUCUUCUCUAAAGAUUAUGCAAAUAGCAAAUGGUGUAUGCUGGAACUUGCUCAUAGACUUCAAUGCCACAAAUCCAGUGGUCAAAUCGUCCUGCCCAUAUUCAUCGAUGUUGAUCCAUCGCAUGUUCGGAAUCAAACUGGAAGUUUUGAAGAAGCAUUUCGAGAACAUGAGAAGAAUUUUGAGCCUCAUAUUGUUGAGUUGGAGGGAAGCUUUGACGGUGAUAGGGAAUUUGAAAGGAGAAGUUAUUGA